Molecule: messenger RNA, 917 nt
Organism: Drosophila grimshawi
Lineage: Eukaryota; Metazoa; Arthropoda; Insecta; Diptera; Drosophilidae
Gene: eIF3g2
Product: eukaryotic translation initiation factor 3 subunit G-2
Exons: 2
Coding region: 86-868 (260 amino acids)
Cellular component (GO): cytoplasm; eukaryotic translation initiation factor 3 complex
Molecular function (GO): translation initiation factor activity; RNA binding
Source: RefSeq, a predicted model, not a curated record
CGUUUCAAAAUUGUGUUCACUAACUACGCUGAACCCGUAGACAGUUUGAAAAUCCGAAAUUAAAAAAAAAGCUUGUAGGUGUACGAUGAAACCAGCAACGACAUCCUGGGCCGAUGAGGUGAACGCCGACUAUGUGGAUGGAUUGCCGCCAUCCAAGGAGAUCAUCGAUGGGGAUUACAAACACAUCACCCAAUACAAAUUCAACGAUGAGGGGAAAAAGAUCAAAGUGGUGCGCAGUUUUAAGGUGGAGAGGAAGAUCGUCUCUCGGGCGGUGGCCAAGCGACGCACUUGGACUAAAUUUGGAGAUUCCCGGCAGGAUAUGCCCGGUCCCAAUUCCUACACGACCAAAGUGGCCGAUGACAUCCUCAUGAAUUACAUUGGCUCCAAGGACUUUGAGCAUGCCCACGAUCAUUUGGAUGGCAAUAAACCGAUGGCCAAGUGUCGGAUAUGCAAUGGAGAUCAUUGGUCUGUCAAGUGUCCGUACAAAGGCACAUCCAUGGACAUUGAGAGCAAAGCAAUUGCAGCUGCCACAGCUGCUGCCGUUGGGGACACCAAUAAGUCUGGCAAAUAUGUACCACCAUUUCUCAAGGAUGGCGCUAAGGGACGCGAACGUGAUGAUUCCUGUGCUGUGCGCAUUUCAAAUUUAUCCGAGUCCAUGACCGAGGAUGAUCUCGAGGAGUUGGUCAAGAAAAUUGGUCCCUUUACCAAAAUGUAUUUGGCACGGGAAAAGACCUCGGGUCUGUGCAAGGGAUUCGCUUAUGUGCACUUCAAAUAUCGCAAGGAUGCCGCCGAGGCCGUUGAGGUGCUCAACGGACAUGGUUACGAUCAUUUAAUACUCAGCGUUGAAUGGUCCAAGCCACAGAAUUAAACAUAAAUAUAGAAAAAGGCAGCUAAAAAAAAAAUUUAAAAAACAAAUU